Patella vulgata (common limpet) is the source of this 4235-nucleotide messenger RNA. Its product is annotated as contactin-3. Gene Ontology annotation, molecular function: axon guidance receptor activity. Gene Ontology annotation, cellular component: plasma membrane; axon; neuronal cell body. The record is from RefSeq and is a predicted model, not a curated record. The transcript is spliced from 12 exons. Lineage: Eukaryota; Metazoa; Mollusca; Gastropoda; Patellidae. Gene Ontology annotation, biological process: homophilic cell-cell adhesion; synapse organization. The coding region runs from base 110 to 2227 and encodes 705 amino acids.
AUAGGAGUCACCAGUGAAUCAGAAUUAAAUUAGCGACAUUUGAUUUAUUCAUUACAUACUUACAACAGGUUAAAUGAGGAGUUUAGAUACUUGAUGGACAUCAACAAGAAUGUAUUUAUGUAUAAAAUUAUGUAUUUUACUAUAUUAUGUUGGAACUCAAGCUGAAGUUCGUCUACCACCAACUAUAACUCACGUAGAACAACCUCAAUAUUUUCGCGAUGGUAAAGAUGUUUACAUGUUUUGUGAAGCACACGGAAUACCCAAACCUCGUUUUGCAUGGAAACAUAAUGGAAUUGUGAUAACAAAAAAUGAUUAUAUGGAAUUUAACCCAGUUUUAGGAAAUUUAACAAUUUCCAACCCAACUGUUCGCGAAGAAGGAAACUAUCAGUGUGUAGCUGAGAAUAAAUGGGGUACAAGUCUGUCCACGGUAGCUCCACUUGUGUAUGCCAGAUUAGACGCAUUUAGUGAAGACACGGAUCUACAAACAUAUAAUGUUAAAGAGGGUGAGAGUGUAAGUGUUCAAUGUGAGAACAUGCCAAAAUCCAGACCUGAUCCCAUUUUUUCCUGGUAUUUCAAAACGAUUGGAACUGAUAAAAGUGAAACUUCACAAAUUAAAGAAAGAGACAGCUUAGCGAUAGAUGUAAACGGGACUCUCCAUUUGCUGAACACUAAACUAGCUGAUGGUCACCCGGGUCAAGUAUAUCUCUGCGGCAUUACAAACAAAGAACUAGACAAGAUUGUUCUUGGAAGUGAAACACGUAUAACGGUGGAGGAAAAUACUCAAGCUUCAAAUACAAAACCUAAAUUACUGAUGGCAACACAUGUGGUGACAGAGGAAAUUGGUAAACCUGUUGUUUUACAGUGUAUUUUCGGUGGAAGUCCUGUUCCUGAUAUCAAGUGGUUUAGUUCGUCAGGAGAGGAAUUGACAACAGAUGGCGUGAAAUAUGGCGUGAAUAAGUUCGGGCGACAACUAACGAUAAAAAAUGUUAUGGAAGCUGAUGAAGGGUCGUACUCGUGCGUAGCGUCUAAUGGUGAAGCAAGAGCUAACAUUAAACUGAAUGUUACAUCUCCCCCGAUUUGGACAAAAACCAUUAUCUCACGUCAUGCCGUGGAAGGCGAUGACGUCACAUUUAACUGCAAGGCAAGGUCCGCGGUCGGGGAACGCCCAGUAUCAAUGACUGAGUGGUAUAUAAAUGGUGAAUCAUUAAGCCUACAGAAAGAAGCGGAAAAUGGUCGGCAGAUCGAACUUAACCCAGAUCAGACUACUCUCACUAUCAAAGGAGUUUCACGAGAUCGAGACAUUAUGUGCAUCCAGUGUCGAUUGUCGAAUAGUGUCGGCUCUGUUUUUAAAGAUGGUUUCCUGAAUGUCUUAAAGCCGAUCAAAAUCUGGUCCCGACCACCGAGUACCAUUAUUUACAAUCAAGAGGAAGUAGUUGAUUUUUCUAUAAAUGCUACAACAGAUCCUAGUCGCACUAUUGACAGAAAAUGGUUCUUGAAUAAUAAAGUACUGGUGCCUUAUCAAACAUAUUUCGAAUAUGACAGUGUUACAGGGACAUUUCUAUUCAACUCGACUUUAGUGAAACCAGAAAAUUUGACGGCCAUGAUGGGACUGUACACGUGUCAAUUAUCACACCAAGAUCAAACCGUAAACGUCACCUUCACUUUCAAAAUUAACGACACAUUGAUCCCACCAGUAGUCACACCCGAUUCUACGUCCGAUCCAGCAAAAGCAUCUAGUGGUAUUUAUAUCAUAGCUGUAAUGUGUGGUGUUUUAAUACUGGUCUUGGCUGUUGUCGUCAUCCUCGUUCUAUGGAAACAACGUAAUCCAAAGGCUGUUUAUUACUUGGGUGCUCAAGAGAAGAAGAACUUCAAUCUAACACCGAUCGAUGAAUUGGAAACAGAAGAACUUCGUAUGGAUACAUUGAAUACUUUGAAUGAAAGUAAACUAUCUGUAUAUAGUGCUUCACACGACGCAUACGCCAGCAAUACUCUGAAUAGAUCUUAUGACGCAUACGCCAGCAAUACUCUGAAUAGAUCUUAUGACGCAUACGCCAGCAAUACUCUGAAUAGAUCACAAGACCUGUAUGCCAGUAAUACCCUGACACAACCACAAGACCCAUAUGCCAGUAAUAUCCUGACACGACCACAAGACCCUUACGCCAGUAAUACCCUGACCCGACCACAACACCCGUGUGUCAGUAAUACGUUGCCCAGACCUGUUAUGUAAUACUACACUGUAUAUUGGAUCUAACAGAUUUUUUACCAUGUCUGUACAUCACUGUCCUCUCUUGUAUAAUCUAUUUCUAUUGUAUAAUAGUCUAUAUUGUUGUUUUCAUGUUUAAAAUCACACAUCUUUAAAGAUACAUUAUGGGAGAUAAGAUAACGAUAAUAGUUAAAAACUAGAUAGUGUAAAGGUAAUUUGCUGAAAAUUUCAGUCAAAUUGAUCCACUAUGAGCCGAGAAAGAAGCGGGAGAAAUUUUGGCAAUAUUACUAAAAUCAUUAUUAUAAACAGCUUAGUCUCGAUUAUCCACUUUUAUUGAUUUAAUUAUCAACGGCCGUUAGCGGCAUAUAGGAAUCUAAUCCAGCCAACAUCGAAGGCUAGCCUUGACAUCGAGAGUUUAUUAUGGUCUGGAUAAGUUAAUUAAUGUCUUAUUUGAUAAUUUAGAUAACAUUUCAGGCCUAAAAAAAGACUUGUAAUAAGCAGAUUUUGCUCUUGCAUAAAUGCAUGUUUAAUUUAUUUUCUCCUUUAUAUGAACUUAAACAAUAUAUACUCUUCAUAAAAAGUAGGGAAUAUUGAAAUACAAAUACCUAUGCAGGUUGUGAUAUAAUAAAUAGUUAUGGACACUUGACAUGCUUUGAGAGUAUGUUCACAGAUGAAGAACUUAUCGCCCCAACAGAACUGAGCUGCACUUGCGAACUGAGCUGCACUUGCGACACGCAAUAGCGCCAUACACGUGGGAGGGGUUCAUUGUCAAAUUUGACACUUCAAGGAAGGGUUGAUGAAAACUGUCGCGUGCUGGUUUAUCCAAACCAUGUUUGCUUUCCUAUCGGUUCUUGCAUAAGAUUUACUUAUUAGCGUAUGUUUGCUAUAGUGUAUUACGUUUAAUUUGCAAUGAGACGUCUUCAACAUGAUGAACGUCUACGUGCUACUGGCAUGCUUCAAAUCGGUUCUACACAGCGAGCAGUAGCCAACAUGCUUAAUGUACCAAUAAGCACACAAUGUUGACCUAAGACCUCGUUCAGGUCGUCCUAGAGCCACAACACAAGCCCAGGAUCGAUACAUUCGUAUACAGGUCCUGCGAAAUCGAGGACAAACGGCCAAUCAGCUUUCUGUAAUCUUGUACCAAUUUACAGGAAUUCGAGUUGCACCCCAAGCGAUUAGAAAUCAGCUACAUGCAGCCCAUUUGCAUGCGCGACGACCGGGUGUUGUGCCUCCAUUAAUUCUCCAGCACAUGGCAAACAGGCGUCAAUGGUUUAGGCAGCGUAGAAAUUGGGGUAAUCGUCGAUAGGCGCGUGUAAUGUUCUCAGAUUAGUCCAGAUUUACUCUGGAUUUCACCGAAGGCGUGCUCGCGUUUGGAGGCGUGUAAAUGAGCGUCAUGCUAACGUUAACAGAUAGCAUGACAGAUUCGGGCGUGGGUCUGUUAUGGUGUGGGGAGGAAUCACCAUGAAUGGCAGAACGGACUUGCAUAUUGUUCAACUUCAAGGAAGGGUCACUGGUGUGUACUACCGUGACCACAUCCUGGCACCGAUAGUUCUGCCCUUUGCUCAACGUGGAGGUUGACGUUUCAUCUUUGAAGAUGAUCAUGCCCGUGCCCACCGCGCUGGUUUUGUGAAUGACUACCUCCAGCGUCACCAUAUUGUCCAUAUGCCUUGACCAGCCAUGAGUCCUGACCUUUCCCCUAUUGAGCAUGUCUGGGACAUGAUCGGGGGACGUGUUCGUCGAUGUCAACGUCAACCGACAUCACUGCAAGAAUUGACCGUGGCACUGUAAGAGGAGUGGGUCAGAUUGCCCCAAACCGUGAUUGGACGGUUGAUUAGGAGCAUGUCACGACAAAAAAGCUGAAUGUCUGAGGUAAGUGGAGCAAUUACUCAUUAUUAAACAUACAUUAUGCAAGAGCUAAAUCUGAUUAUUGCAAGUCUUUAUUUAGGCUUCAGAUGUCAUAGAAUUUAUAAAUUAGAUCUUUAUUUUCUUAUUUAAAUGUUGUGUUUUUUUAAAAUAAAUUUAUGGAGUGUUA